UCUUUUAUAAUGUCUUUCACACGUGUUCGGCUGCGUUGCAGUCUCUGCAAGGGGUAGAGUGUUAAUACCUGGAGUCGGUGGCGCUCCCUGCCACACUGCAGCCUGCACUCUCACAACAACUCGCUGGACAAGAUGAUGGGACUUUGCACUGGACUGCUCCUGUCUGCCUUACUCCUCGUUCAGGUCAAUGGGGUGCCUAAACCUAAAGUAAAACCCGGUCCACAGACUCCAGCCGGUCUUUGCCGAACUAAACCCACCGAUCUUGUCUUCAUCAUCGACAGCUCUCGGAGUGUCCGCCCUUCUGAAUUUGAACAGGUGAAAGUGUUUGUGUCCCAGGUCAUCGAAUCCCUUAGUAUCGGCCCAAAUGCCACCCGGGUUGGAGUGGUCAACUACGCCAGCACGGUCAACCCCGAAUUCACCCUCAACGCACACCGCAACAAGGCCGCCGUCCUGCGGGCAGUCUCCCAGAUCAAGCCACUUUCCUCCGGCACCAUGACUGGCUUGGCCAUCAAUUUUGCAACCAACAUCGCUUUCAAUGAGGCCAGCGGAGCACGGGUGAAAUCCAACGCUGCCAGCAAGGUAGCCAUCAUUGUGACCGACGGCCGACCCCAGGACCGCGUGCGAGAUCCUGCCACCCGUGCCAAACAGAAAGGCAUUGAGAUCUUUGCCAUCGGUGUGGGCAGAGCAGAGCUGAACUCCCUCCGCGAGAUCGCCAGCGAGCCUCUGGAAGACCACCUGGACUACGUAGAGAGCUACAGUGCCAUCGAAAAACUUUCCAAAAAGUUUAAGGAAGCUUUCUGUGUGGUGGAUCUGUGUGCAAGCGGCGAUCAUGACUGUGAGCAGGUGUGCGUGAGUGUUCCUGGCUCUUAUAAGUGUGCCUGCAAUGAAGGAUUCACACUCAACCCAGAUGGAAAAACUUGCGGGACUUGCAGUUCAGGAGCUGUUGAUUUAAGUUUUGUUAUCGAUGGGUCAAAGAGUGUGAGACCUGAAAACUUUCAGUUGGUGAAAAAAUUCAUCAACCAGAUUGUCGACUCCCUGGAUAUUGGUGACCAGCAGGCACGGGUGGCCCUUGUCCAGUACUCGAGCACGGUCAGGACAGAAUUCCCCCUCAACAAGUUCAAUACAAAGCAAAGCAUCAAGGCUGCCGUCAAGAAAAUGGAGUACAUGGAGAGAGGAACGAUGACAGGCCUGGCUCUGCAACACCUGUCCGAGAAGGUCUUUGUCCCGUCCCUAGGAGCAAGGGACAACAUCCCAAAAGUCGGAAUUGUCUUCACUGAUGGUCGCUCACAAGAUUACAUUAAUAGUUUUGCAGAAAAAAUCAAAAAUCAAGGAAUUAAGAUGUUUGCGAUAGGAGUUGGGAAUGCACUUGAGGAAGAGUUACGGAUAAUUGCUUCAGAUCCAGUGAAGGAUCAUUAUCAUUACACCGCAGACUUCAAAACAAUGAACCAAAUCGCAGACAAAUUACAAGUCAAAAUAUGUGCUUCACCUAAAGACCCAUGUGCCUGCGAGUCACUAGUGGCGUUCCAAACAAAGGUCGAGAAAAUUAUUAAAACACUGACGUCCAAACUAGGUACCUUUGCAAAAAAACUGGCAGCUCUUGAGAACAGACUUCUUGUCUAAAAGAUUCAACUGCACUUUUCCUGACAACUGUUAACAUCAUCAAAUGUACUGAAAACAUGCUUAUGUAAUAUACAAGAGUAUCUGAAUUACUAAAAAAAAUGCUUUAAUUUUAAAAUGUCUAGUCUAGUUACCUUCUCCUUAUAAAGGAACCUUAUAACAGUAAGUGCAGCCAUUUUCAUUUGGACAAAGCACUGAAAUAUGCCAGAAACAUUGAUAUUCUUGGCAAUAUUUUUUGUAUAUUAAAAAAAGGAAGACACCAAAUACGAAACUUAAUCAUAAUUUCAUUUGUAUUUAUAUUGUAAUUUACUUGUUUGAUACUAACAUUGGCGUAUAAUACAAGCUUUUAUAUUUUGUCCUCUAGUAAAAAAAAAUUAUGAAUCAUAA
Amblyraja radiata (thorny skate) is the source of this 2004-nucleotide messenger RNA. RefSeq names its product matrilin 1 (gene matn1). The coding region runs from base 133 to 1620 and encodes 495 amino acids. Lineage: Eukaryota; Metazoa; Chordata; Chondrichthyes; Rajiformes; Rajidae. The transcript has 8 exons. Gene Ontology annotation, molecular function: calcium ion binding. The record is from RefSeq and is a predicted model, not a curated record.